Messenger RNA from Lethenteron reissneri (Far Eastern brook lamprey), 2868 nucleotides. RefSeq names its product NXPE family member 2-like. The record is from RefSeq and is a predicted model, not a curated record. NCBI's taxonomy places the organism in Eukaryota, Metazoa, Chordata, Hyperoartia, Petromyzontiformes, Petromyzontidae.
UUUUUGUUCUUGCGGCAAUCGGUAACGAGAGCGACGACGUCGGGAGUCCGACCAGCAGUGGAUAGACCAUGGCUGACCGUGGCGUUUACGGGGCACGAGUAUUCCGUGGCAAGGCGUGCGUGCGGUCAGCACUUUGCUCUUUCUGGACAUCACAGAGGGGAUGACGUCACGCGCGGGGAUCGAUGACGCGCAGCACAAGCACGCCGCGCCCUUUGUUUGCCCCGAGUGAGAAGUCUCCGUCACGGAGGUCGCGUACCUGGCAGCGGGGCUCCCAUGAUCGCGUUGGCUGAUGGCUUCGAUGAUUUUGUUUUACUUUGCUGUCGAGCUCCGCGUAACGUCUCCUCCGCCGUCAUCUCUGUCGCACCUCCGAUUACCACGGUUGGCUACGUGCGAUGCGAAAGAAGUUCAACGUGCGGACGUAUCCCGCGAGUUGCCGUUCCAACUCUCUCCGUAAUUAGCUUGAAGCUUAACAUGAAGGUUGAAUCAAUCUGCUCAAGAAAGUGAAGGUUAACAUCUAUUGCGGAAAAAUGAAUUCCAAGACAUUUAGAAGUCAAAUUACGGUCUCCAAUAUAAUAGUUUUCAUCACAUUACUUGCAGCUGUACUCCUCAUAUAUUGUUCAAAAGGAUAUUUUAAGAACACAUGGAACCUCAAAUCAUUACCACCAAAAGUUCACUACCAAAAUGCAUUAUUACUUCAAACAAACGAUACAAUCAGUGGUACAAUGACAUAUCCUUCAACAAAACAUAAAAUACCAAUUUCAACCAACAUCACUUGCUCUACAUUUGCAAAGAACAGUCGAAUCACAAUACUAAACGGAGGAGAACGUCACACCGUUGGAGACACACUCCAUGUUCAAGUGGUAAUGUAUGACUAUGGCAACAGAAGGAAGCUCUACGGUGGGGAUUUCCUCCUCGCUCGGAUUUUCAGCCCACGCCUUGGGGCUGCGUCUUCUGGCGUGGUGACUGACCUUGGCAAUGGUGUGUACGAUGUGAGGUUCACGCUCUUCUGGCCAGGAGACAGCAGGCUGGCCUUCACGCUCGUGCACUCCAGUGAGGCCGUGAGCGUGCUGGACAGAGUCCGAGAAACCAUUCCAGAUAAAGUCACUUUCCUGGGGACAUUUGUCAGUGGGAAGUCUAAAGAAGUAACUCCAUGCCACAUUUUUCUCAACAAUGCCGAGCAAGUCUGCGAUUUCACCGAUCCACAUUUACGUGAACCGUGGAUGUGUGAAAAACCAAGUACGCUUCCUUGUUCGUCUCUCCUCACUAUCAAAUCACGCAACAGGAACAUAUUUAGUCAAGAGGAAGGUCGUUUUUUUACAAGAGAAAAGAUAUGGAAGCCAAUUCCAUCUGCAUACAAAAUAGAUGUUGCUCCAGUAACUGACUUGUUGGAAAGCAGUUUGCCCAAUUGCAUCAUGGGGAUGGGGAACCCAAGUCCAAGUGGAUAUUACAUCAACAAUGCGUGGUGUUCGUCAUAUUGCAAAAUGAACUAUUUCUCUUCGCCAUCAUUGGUUCUGGGCUGUUUGAAGGGGAAAAACAUAUUUCUCCUUGGUGAUUCGACGAUAGGACAGUGGUUCAACUAUCUUGUUCAUUUCACCAAUGGUUUCAGACUUGUAGAUCGUUACAUUCCUGGAAAACAUAUGCCAAAUGUUGCCAUUAAUGAAGACAACAACAUUACAUUGAAUUGGUAUUGUCACAACUAUCCUUUUAUUGCCACGAAAGGAACUUACACAAAAGACUUCAGAUACGUAGCGAAUCGAAUUGAUAACAUUACCGGUGGGAGCGAUACGGUCGUAGCCAUCUCCCUCGGCGCUCAUUUCACGCCUUUCCCUCUGCACGUGUUUCAAACGAGAAUGCACAACAUUAAAGCGGCAGUGGAGAAACUCCUGAUUCGAAGCCCUGAAACGAAGGUCAUCGUUAAAUUAUCCAACGUGAGAGAAAACAGCGGAGUGGCGAUCUUUAAUAACUGGAACACAUUUAAGCUUAACCAAGUCCUCUUGGAACUGUUUAAAACCAUGAAUGUGGCAUUCAUUGAUGCAUGGGACAUGACCGCUGUACUCAACUCUGCUAAAAUUCACCCGAAUGAGCAUAUUGUUAAAAACCAAAUUGAUUCAUUUUUAUCUUUUGUUUGCUAGCCUUAUUUAACUCCAUAUGCAAUGGCAGUUAACUGUGGGAACCAGAUGGUUACAGUACUUAUUGCUUUACCUGGGAAAUACUGUACUGUUUCAUCCAUCUGUUAAUAGAAAGCCAUACAUUAUGAAAGUAUAAUUAUUGAAUGAAAUUUCUAAAACCCCUGAAACAAAUGCUAUAAACCUGAAUUAUAUCACUGUUAGGAUAUUCGAAAUGUAGGGCAGUUAAAUGUUUCAUUGAAAUGGUCAUUGGGCCCAAUAAUGCACUGCAAGAUGUAUUGCGCAUUGUCAUCAAAACAAGAACAAACCUUUUCGCAAUGCAUUGUUCCGGCAACAUUAACAUUUAACUUUUAAUAUAAAUCUGUUUAUUUACGAAUACUUUUCAUUAUUGAAGUGUGUGUCGAGUGCACAAUAUUUUACAAAUUCACAAGACUCCAUGGUGCUAAGUGUAGACUCUAACCUUUAUUAACUCUGUCUGUCUGGCCUCUAAGUGCUAUAACGAAGGGUCAUUUCCAGAAGGGUAACCUAUGACAGUAUACAGUGUAUAUAAACCUUUUUUCAUUUAAGUCCACUGUCAUUGACGUACAGUGGCGGCUCCUGCAAAAUCUCUAAGGGGGGGCAAAUGUCUGGAUGAUUGAUAAGGAUAAGGUCCACCCAUGCAAUGGAUAAAUUAACAGCUUAAGCAUGUAAAGGCAACUUCACUUCUUUAAUAUUAAUAAAAAAUAAAGUGACUCUUACAAUA